AGUCACAGGGCAGUUGAAGCAAGCGAAAGCAGACUGAUGAUGGAAGUGUUGAUGCAGCUGAUCCUGCUAAUUCUGUCUUCAGCCAGUUCUCAUGACAUUGAGAACACUACACAGCAGAAAGACGGAACAGAUUCCAGUGGCAUCCCUCCAACUGCAGUGAACAGACUGAUGCAAACAAAUCUGCCACUUCUAAGUGUUCAUAACUUCAGACAGAAGAGGCAAGUUCAGUCGUCCUCCGUUGUCCCUAUCAAUGGCACUAACCUGAUGUGGGUGACCUGGAACAGCUCUCUUCCUAAUCAUUCCGUCUCACUUUACAAUGGUGAUACUGAUCGAGUUGAUUAUAUCUGUAAGUACAAGUGUGAUGCUGGCUUCUAUACGCCCAGCAAGGGUCCUUAUUGCUACUAUCCUAGUGCGAUAGAAAACAGAGGUUUUCCAUUUGAAAUAUUGGUUAACAAAGACAACUUUGAGAUCCUGGAGUGGAAGGCUGAUUCGUAUGGUUCAGUACCGAAGAAUUCAGUCUGGACCUGCUCAGGGAAGCAAAUAUAUGUGGGCAAGAACCAUUAUGGACUGGGGAAGGUGUCCACUAAAGAUAAGGUUUUCUACUUGCCUUAUAAUGAUAAAGAAUAUUCAUACAACAACUAUGAGGUCCUGACCAUCAAUGAAAAUGUCAUCAGCCAGACGAUCUACAAUGUCAGAUACAACAAGGAUCAUUCUAAAGUCUUCAAAUUUCCUCCUGAGGUCAUGCAUGAAGCAACCAUCAGCAACCAUGAAUGUUACCCAGUAGUGAAAACAGAGACUCUCUCAAAGACAUAUGAGGUGCAGCAGAGGUGGGACUUCACCUUUUCUAUCAUGUUUGGGGCUAAAACAACUAUUACGGCUGGCAUCCCCUCCAUUGUGGAAGAAACUCUUGAAGUCAGCACAGAGGUGCAAUUUCAGUUUACAACAGGAACCACUGUGACAGAGAGUAUGACUGACACUGCCUCUGUGGAGCUUACUGUGCCACCAAACCACUCCUGUAAAUUUUCCACUGUUCGGCGCAAAGAAAAAGUUGAGAUGUCAUUCACAGCACUCCUCAGGCGUACUUACGGUGAUGGAGAGAUCCACACAACGUCAAUCACUGGGACAUAUGACAGCAUUCAGGUUGGAAAAAUCCAGGCUGUGGUGGAUCGAUGUGAACUUCUAGUAAAAUUCAAGCCUUGUCCAGUCCAAUGCAAAUCCAGUGUGAUGUCUGAUGAUGUAAACCUUGUUUUUCUUCUCUUUACAUCAUUUUCCUGUUCAUACUGGAUUUGAAUCAGUAUGCGGUGACCUCUGCUAUUGUCCAUUGGCGUUGAAUAAGACUGAAACAGCAAAUUAUUAGAUUAGUUUUAGUUUACAUUUUACCAGCUUUUAUGCAAACCUUUCUAAUGACUGUAAACACCAAUGAGAUAUAUCAUUCCUUCAUGUUGGCUUCACUUUUUAGACCUGGAAAUGACAAUAUUGUUUUACCAUUUAUUGUAUGUUUAUGACAGGAAACACACUCUUGAUAUUACCUGUUUUACAAACAAUGUGGUUGUUGUUAAAGGUCAGUAUAGAA
This is a messenger RNA of Oreochromis niloticus (Nile tilapia), 1573 nucleotides long. RefSeq names its product natterin-3. The record is from RefSeq and is a predicted model, not a curated record. NCBI's taxonomy places the organism in Eukaryota, Metazoa, Chordata, Actinopteri, Cichliformes, Cichlidae. Bases 37 to 1290 code for a protein of 417 amino acids. The transcript has 3 exons.